Spathaspora passalidarum NRRL Y-27907 is the source of this 488-nucleotide messenger RNA. RefSeq lists its product as uncharacterized. The transcript has a single exon. Bases 34 to 327 code for a protein of 97 amino acids. Gene Ontology annotation, biological process: anaphase-promoting complex-dependent catabolic process. Lineage: Eukaryota; Fungi; Ascomycota; Pichiomycetes; Serinales; Debaryomycetaceae. The record is from RefSeq and is a predicted model, not a curated record. Gene Ontology annotation, cellular component: anaphase-promoting complex.
AUCCACAUCUACUAGUGUACACAACAGAAUAUAAUGUUAAGAAGACCGGCUACAAAGAUCAGAUUGUCUCCUGAAGAUAUCUUAGAGUACGAUGAAUCCUUACAACGACAACAAGAACAGGAACAAUUGCAAUUGCAACAAAAACAACAACAAGAAGAACAGUAUAAACAGCAACAACAAAACAGCUCAAGCAUAUUACAAGAACAAAUCAAUACCAAUGACUUCUUGAGUGGUAUGAACUACAAAUCAGGAUCCUCCUCCGUUGGAACCAGUUCAAAACAACCCAGCCAAUCAAGAGAUGAACGAAUUGGGGUCCGCAAGAAUUAAUUGUGGAUAUAUAUAUACCAGCUAUAUUUGUUGUUCUAAGCUAGCAAUUACCUUAGGGAGCAUUCCAGAUCUGUUACUUUACAUGAAUCAAGAAACUCACUUACCAUGUCGUCGCUAAGUCCUGGCUGUUGUCAUAUUUGAACCCUGGCACACGACCACCG